UCUGGAGCGCAAGCGCUUGUCUUCGUCACUCGUUGGUUGUACACAAAUGUGGACUGGACACAUGCUGCUGCUGGAGAGCUAUUCACAGAUUGAUGAAUCCAGCUUGUUAUAAACACGACCAUGGAUGAAUUCGCUCCAUUAGAUUGCCUUUUGCCUUCAGGUAAACAAAGGAUUGGCUUGGUUAUCCUAAAUCAGCCGAUAGAUGAGCAGUUCUUCCAUGUGCUGUGGAGUAAAGCCAAGAUCCGAGCAUGUGCUGACGGAGGUGCCAAUCAUCUGUACCGGCUCACGGAGGGUCAUCGCGAGAGUUUUCUCCCAGACUACAUAAAUGGAGACUUUGAUUCAAUCCUGCCAGAGGUCAAGACAUUUUACACAGAAAAGAACUGCAAAAUGAUGGAAACGUCGGACCAGGAUCUGACAGACUUCACUAAGUGCUUGGCCGUUAUGGUGGAGGAGAUCAAAGCACAGAAAUUGCAGAUAGACACCAUUGUAACCCUGGGUGGACUUGGAGGCCGCUUUGACCAGAUCAUGGCCACGGUGGAGACCUUGUUUCAUGCCCAGAAGAUGACCGAUCUGCCUGUGGUGGUUAUACAAGACCGUUCUCUGGCUGUCCUCCUCCAAGAAGGCAGACAGCACCAUCUGAACGUGAACACUGGCUUGGAAGGGAAAUGGUGUAGUCUGGUUCCUGUGGGGAGCCCUUGUCUAACCACCACCUCUGGGCUUAAAUGGAACUUGGACAAUCAAGUAUUAACUUUUGGACAGCUUGUAAGCACAUCCAACACUUAUGAGGACCACGACCCCAAAGAAGGCAGAAAACCUGUGAGGAUCACCACCGACAGGCCACUUUUAUGGAGCAUGGGAAUUAAACCACAGUGAACAAAGCACUGGAGCAGCAAGCCUUUAAAACGUGCCUUUCUUCAGGACUAACAGCGUUUUAUUAAUGAAGACAAUGAGUAGUGUAGCCUUUGAUUUAUUAACACAGCCAAAUAUAAAUGUUAACACAAAAAAAACAUUUUUUUUUUUUUUACAAAUGUUCGCAGUCAGUCCAUCAUCCAACACUUUCAGGCAGCCGAAGGUCCACUUGGCCUCACAAUGCAGCUGAUUCAACCACCACUGUUAACAAAAGACAAACAAUCCUGCUUUAAUCUCAGACUAAAUCAAAUCAAAAACUGAAUGAAACAAAGUCUGUUCAAAAGGUACUGUAUAUGCAUUGUAGUAUUUGAUUGUAUCAUGUUUUAGUAAUCAAUGGUUUUUACACAUUACUUGCAAUAAAAGACUGAAUUACA
Messenger RNA from Cyprinus carpio (common carp), 1283 nucleotides. Its product is annotated as thiamin pyrophosphokinase 1-like. NCBI's taxonomy places the organism in Eukaryota, Metazoa, Chordata, Actinopteri, Cypriniformes, Cyprinidae. The coding region runs from base 121 to 873 and encodes 250 amino acids. The record is from RefSeq and is a predicted model, not a curated record. The transcript has 10 exons. Gene Ontology annotation, biological process: thiamine diphosphate biosynthetic process; thiamine metabolic process. Gene Ontology annotation, molecular function: thiamine binding; thiamine diphosphokinase activity; ATP binding.